Messenger RNA from Daphnia magna, 1387 nucleotides. RefSeq lists its product as uncharacterized. Bases 45 to 941 code for a protein of 298 amino acids. The record is from RefSeq and is a predicted model, not a curated record. Lineage: Eukaryota; Metazoa; Arthropoda; Branchiopoda; Diplostraca; Daphniidae. The transcript has 6 exons.
UUUCAGCCAUUGACAGUUUGCUCAUCCAUUUUUUAAUAUCAAGCAUGACUGGGAGAAAAGUUUUUGUUAAUUUCAUUUCUUUGAAAUCUCCUUUUCAAGUUAAAUGUGUAUUACUUCCUGAAUCUGAACGACGUUCAGAUUUUAUUGUGUUAAGAGAACUACUAUUUAAGGCGAUGAUGUUGGACAAGUCAAUUUUGGUAUUAGGAGAUGUGAAGCUUAGAAAGAACUGCCCAAAUGAAGAAAUGUCAACCAUUACAUCUUUCUCGUUCAAUGGUACAGAAGAAAAGGACGUUGCAAGUGGAUUCCCUGAACCAGGCAUUAUUGAAAAUUUGGGUAAAUCUGAACAUACUCCAUCAUCGAAGAAAAAAUUCUUCUGUGAUAGGUUGAACAAAGGAAAAGAUGCUUCAAGUGAAUUGCAUGAUGUAACAGACAAUCAUAAAUCUGAUUGCGAGUCUUCUUCAUCAGCAAAAAUGCAAUGCUCUGCAAACACUUUGAAUUUGGAAAAUGAUGUGAGUGAUUCGAGGGAAUUGCUUUCAUAUGCUGUCAUAGAUGGAGUGAAACACACAGAAGUGUUAGUAAAGUUUGAUAAUACUGAUGUUGAUGCUGUGAAGAUCAAUGUGCCCACACACAACGAACUUUUUGAUGUGUUUCAUACACAGUCAGAUGGAAACUAUGCUGCCUGCAGCAGCGACAGCGAAUAUGAGAGCACCGAUUGUAUUUCUGGCACUGAUCACGGUGAUGCUCUUAAGUUAAGUCUUAAUAAAUCUCCCAGACAAAAACGCAAACGUGUUAAAACGAAGAGAGCAACGUUAGCUAACACUGUUAUAAAAACCUCACGUUGUUUGAGACGUGUAACCCUCGAAAAUCGGGAAACGAGGGGAAUGAAAUAUAAUCCUCGAAAAUUGAGACGCAAUUCGGGUAUCGAAAAUUGUGCGACAUAACCCUCAAAAGUCGAGGGAAACACAUUGUGUUGGAACGUCGUCUUCAAGUCGCAUCACAAUGGUUCUAAUGAAUCUUAAAGUAGGUAAUACUUUUUUACACCACUGAAUAUCGAAUACAUAAUAUACUGAUAUCAAUUGGAGGAGAGCUUCAGUACUACACGCAGACUCGAUGAACGGGAUGGUGGAAUCCACAAUAACUGUGUAGCUAGUAUCCCCAAUUUUCAAAAUGAAGGUCGUCUCUCUCUUGUGCUUCUUAAUGGCCGAAGCAAUAUUAGAUGAAUCCUGAAUAAACAAAGAAUACAUUUGGAUAAUGUAGAACUAACAAAUUAUACGUAUACUCACAUACCUCGUGUACAUCAAAAAAAUAGUCUCCGGCUGUGCAACUUCGUUUAUUUGCAGAGAUUAUGACCGGUAGCAGUUCAAGUACCGCACAACUUUCACUUUCU